Molecule: messenger RNA, 2039 nt
Organism: Nelumbo nucifera (sacred lotus)
Lineage: Eukaryota; Viridiplantae; Streptophyta; Magnoliopsida; Proteales; Nelumbonaceae
Product: glutamyl-tRNA reductase 1, chloroplastic-like
Biological process (GO): tetrapyrrole biosynthetic process
Molecular function (GO): NADP binding; glutamyl-tRNA reductase (NADP+) activity
Source: RefSeq, a predicted model, not a curated record
UUGCUUCGAGUGUGGAUAAAACGUGCCUUCAACCCGCAUCCGCCAAUCAUGAAGCAAAGAAAUCAAAGAGUCGUUGGGCGUGGGCCAACCUUUUCCUUUUUCCAUCUCUCUGGUGUCAGGUCAACAAUUCAUUCGUUGUCAGACACAACUCUGAGCUCUCCAUCCCUUGGUUGACAUAUUGACAAAUAUGCCCAACUAAUCCAUUUCUCAAUGAUUUGUUGAAAGGCGACGAACGCACAGAACAGCGAUCGUCUCCCUCUCUCUUCACCCACCUGCAACUGUUGCAAGACCUUCUAGGGUUAGGGCUUUGAGGAUCUAGUGGUACUGCGACAAUGUCGGCUGCGAGUGGGUUCGCCACUUCUUUUGCAGGUGUGACGUUGGAGUCUCUCCUCUCCUACUCCUCACAGUCGAGGGUCUCCUCUUCCUCGUCGUCGUCGUCUUCUCAGCUUCGGUUAUUUUGCAAGCCCGUAGGCAAUAGGAGAUGGAUCUGUAGCAGAGGAGUCACUUUGAACCCUAUGUGUGAGGUUCCGUCCAACGGUUUGUUUCAGGACGAGAAGAUCGAUUCAAGGUCUACCAGCGUUUCUAUUCUCGAACAGCUCAAGACAUCCGCAGCCGACAGAUAUACAAAGGAAAGGAGCAGCAUUGUGGUCAUAGGACUUAGUGUUCACACGGCACCAGUAGAGAUGCGUGAAAAACUAGCCAUUCCAGAAGCCGAAUGGCCCCGAGCCAUUGGAGAGCUCUGUGGUUUGAACCAUAUAGAAGAAGCUGCUGUUCUUAGUACCUGUAACAGGAUGGAAAUAUAUGCAGUGGCUCUAUCUCAACAUCGUGGGAUCAGAGAGGUGAUUGAUUGGAUGGCUAAGACAAGUGGAAUUCCUGUUUCAGAGCUUCGUGAACACCUGUUCUUACUGCAUGACAAUGAUGCGACUCAGCACCUGUUUGAAGUAGCUUCUGGGCUUGACUCUCUUGUUCUAGGAGAAGGACAAAUCCUUGCUCAGGUAAGACAAGUUGUAAAAGUUGGCCAAGGUGUUGUUGGUUUUGGGAGGAACAUCAGCUAUCUGUUCAAGCAGGCAAUCACUGUUGGUAGACGGGUUCGAACUGAGACUAACAUAGCAUCUGGAGCAGUUUCUGUCAGUUCUGCUGCUGUGGAGCUUGCCCUCAUGAAGCUUCCUGAUUCCUUGUCUUCAACUGCCCGGAUGCUGGUGAUUGGUGCAGGCAAGAUGGGAAAACUUGUAAUAAAACACUUAGUUGCAAAAGGAUGCAUGAAGAUGGUGGUUGUCAAUAGAUCUGAGGAGAAAGUUGCUGCCAUCCGAGAGGAACUAAAGGAUGUUGAGAUAAUAUACAAACCCCUCACUGAAAUGCUCAGUUGCACUACCGAAGCAGAUGUGAUUUUUACCAGUACGGCAUCAGAGACUCCAUUGUAUUUGAAACAGCAUGUUGAGGCACUCCCCCCUGGCAGUCCAGAAAUUGGGGGGUUGAGGCUCUUCAUUGAUAUUUCUGUUCCCAGAAAUGUUGGUUCCUGUGUCUCAGAUCUCAAGACUGCAAGAGUCUACAAUGUUGAUGAUUUAAAAGAAGUUGUAGCAGCCAAUAAGGAGGAUCGACUCCGGAAAGCAAUGGAAGCUCAGGCAAUUAUUGAUCAGGAAUCAAUACAAUUUCAGGCUUGGAGAGACUCCUUAGAAACUGUUCCAACCAUUAAGAAACUGAGGAGUUAUGCUGAAAGAAUUAGAAUAUCAGAGUUAGAGAAGUGCUUGUCAAAGCUGGGCAAUGAUAUCCCAAAGAAAACUAGGAAAUCUGUGGAUGACCUUAGCCGAGGUAUAGUGAAUAAGCUCCUUCAUGGUCCAAUGCAGCAUCUGAGAUGUGACAACAGUGACAGCCGGACUCUAAGUGAGAUCCUUGAGAAUAUGCACGCACUUAACAGGAUGUUCAACCUUGAUACAGAGCUAUCCAUAUUAGAACAGAAAAUUCGAGCUAAGGUGGAACAAACACAAAAAUAAGCGUUCAUAAAAGAUACAGAAAAUUCAAAUAAGAAGAUAACAUUCUCA